Molecule: messenger RNA, 811 nt
Organism: Hydra vulgaris (swiftwater hydra)
Lineage: Eukaryota; Metazoa; Cnidaria; Hydrozoa; Anthoathecata; Hydridae
Source: RefSeq, a predicted model, not a curated record
UUCCUAAAAAUUUUUUCAUAUACUAAAAAAAAAAGCAAAUUCUUAGCAUCAGUCAAGUGUAUGGUCCUAUUACCUAGAAGACUGCGCACGAUUUUACAAAAGAUUGAAUUAAGCAUAUCAUUGAAGUCUCUUUUCAUGAUUCAGCAACUUUCUCGAAGAGCUGAAUUUUUGAAAAUUGUUCGAUAUAAUCACAUGGACAAAACUGGACACUUUAUUCGUUCUCCUCAGAUUUCAAAAGGAAUUGUCAAGCAGGUAACUGAUAUUUCACCAACUAUCAAAUUGUUAAAUAUCUACAUUGAGAAUCAAAAGUUUAAUUUUAAACCAGGUCAAUGGGUUGAUUUUCAUAUACCAGGUGUUAAUGUUGUUGGUGGAUACUCCAUAUGUUCUUCUCCUCAGCUACUCAAGAGUGACUCCUCUUUAAAUUUAGCUGUUAAAUACAGCACACAUGCUCCAGCAUAUUGGGUCCAUAAAAAUUGUAAAUGUGGUGAUGAAGUUUCACUUGCUGUUGGUGGUGAACUCUUUUACUCAAGAAACAAUCAUAACUUAAAUGAUAAUUUAUUAUUGAUAGCUGGUGGUGUGGGCAUAAAUCCUCUUUUUUCUAUAUUCCAUGACAUUUACUUAAAUAAUUCAGUUUACAAUGAAGUUAAAAACAAAACAUUUAUGUUAUACUCAGCGGUUAAUGAUCAUGAACUAAUUUUCAGAGAUGAGUUGGAUAAAAUUGCUUUAAGAAAUAGUUCUAUGAAAGUGUCUUAUUUUAUCACAAAGCCUGUUGCAAAAAUAGAAAUUGUUGAACAAAAAGAAAAUAUCAUAU